UGUGUGUGUGUUAUUGUGGCCGAGAGAUUCUUCUCUUCAAGUUGUCUUUGUUUUCAACAAAAUCAGCCACACAAAAUAAACUGAAAAAUAUGUUGCUCACAUAGAGCUGAUAGAACGCGACAAAUUAGCAGCCGCUGCAAAGCCGACGAAAAAGACGAAAUACCUAAAAAAAAGAAAUCGUAGCAGAAAGGCUGAACGGCAAACUCAAAAUUGUAACUUACUCACACAUACACACGCGCAGAGAGACGGACACAGACACCUCGAAUUCUGAACGCGCUCUGGACGAGUCAUACGCACGUAUACAUACAUGCAUGUGCGCGCCUGUGUGUGAAGAUUGUAUAUGUGUGUGCGCAUGUGUGCACAAUGACCACCCAGCGAACGCAUCGAAAUGCCAACAGUAGCAGCAGCAGCGGCGGUGGUGGUGGCACGGUGGGGAGUCUCGGCUCGGAAGCGGACUACGAGACACUGAUGCAGCGCCUCAACAUUUCCAGCUAUCAGCGCUCGCCCGGCGCAAUUGAACACUUUAUGCACGAUGCACAACAACAGCAGCAGCAGCAGCAACAACACCAUUCACAGCAGCCUCGCCUGCCCAGCAGCGAGGAUUACAAGCUGUAUGAGCGCGGCAACAUAAUAGCCGCCUCAAAAUAUGCAACGGCAACGGCAACGCCCAAGCCACACGGCGGCGGCAGCACCAGCAUCGACCUGACAAUGCAGCACUUGGGCAAUGGUAGCAGCAAUAAUAGCAACACAAGCCACAAUAGCCACACAAACUCACCGCUAAUCUAUGCACCCACGGCCCAGGUGCUGGGUCAGCGCAUUGUGCCCCAAAAGCAUUCGCCGGUGUAUGAGAAUCUCGAGUUUUAUGGUCAGUUCGAUACGAAUCAGAAGCGUGCCCAGCCGCAGAGCCCGGCCAGUCGUCAGAGCGUCAUGCUGAACGAUUAUCUGCUCAUGCAGCCGAUCGGCGGCGGUCGGUUUGCGCACACACCCGUCCCGGAGGCGCCCAAGCAUCACCAGGCACACACGCACACACUCUCUCACACACACGCACAUGGGCACAGCCACAAUGCCAUCGAGGAGCUGCAGUCGUCGCAGGUGGCGCCCAUUUAUGAGAAUAUUAUACCGCAUUCCGGGCAACGUGCCCAGCCGCAGGCAUCCCCCGCAACGGCAACAAUUUAUCAGCACACAGAGAUGGCGACGCCGACGCCCCAUCAGGUGGCCGAGAUGAAUGCGUUGAUGCUGUCAUCUCCGCUCCAUCAGCGCAGCAAUAGCAACAACAACAACCAUAACAGCAGCAGCUCUGGUGGACUGGGAUCACCCACACAGCGCUAUCGCAAUCUAUCGCUGCCCAGCCACCUCAGUCCAAUGGGCUCGCCGGUGCCGGCACCGCUGGCCAAGCUGCAGCUCCAACAGCACACGCCCAUCAAAAAUCAGCAGCAGCAACAGCAUCAGCAGCAACAUCCACACGGUGGCAUUAAUGUGUCCGUCAAUCCGAACUACAUUGAGGACAUCAACAGCUCCGAUUAUGUGUGCAUGACUGCCAAUUUGCAUCGCAGCAGCAACACGGCCAAGAGUCGCAGUCCCAACAAUGUUCGUCUCACGGCAAUCAGUCCACAGCCGCCGUUGCCACCGCCACCGCUGGUCACCGCCACCAUUCAGACGACGACGACGAUGGCAACAACGUCAGCAGCAGCCCAAACACAGCCGAUGCAGCUGCGUGCCACGCCCAUGGCAACGACAGCCCCACUCGUUGUCGCCACAUCCCCAACGCCCUCGCAGAGCAGCACAGGUCUGACCAAGAAUCUGCUGCCAUACAGCGUGACACCGCCGCGCCCGGCUGGUCCGACAGAGGCGCAGCGCAAAAUAGAGGAAUUGACGCGCCAACUGGAGGAGGAGAUCGAACAGAGCGAGGAGCAUGGCGAAUACUUUGGCAUUUGCCACACCUGCGGCGAGAAGGUGAAGGGUGCUGGCCAGGCCUGCCAGGCCAUGGGCAAUUUAUAUCACACAAAUUGCUUCAUUUGCUGCUCCUGCGGACGAGCGCUGCGUGGCAAGGCAUUCUACAAUGUGCACGGGCGUGUCUACUGUGAGGAGGAUUACAUGUAUUCGGGCUUUCAGCAAACGGCUGAGAAAUGCGCUAUUUGUGGCCAUCUUAUUAUGGAAAUGAUUCUGCAGGCCAUGGGCAAGUCAUAUCAUCCGGGCUGCUUUCGCUGCUGCAUCUGCAACGAGUGCCUCGACGGCGUCCCAUUCACCGUCGAUGUGGAUCACAAGAUUUACUGUGUCAACGAUUACCAUCGCAUGUUUGCACCCAAAUGUGCCAGCUGCGGCAAAGGUAUUACGCCCGUGGAGGGCACCGAUGAGACGGUGCGCGUUGUGUCCAUGGACAAGGACUUCCAUGUGGACUGCUAUAUAUGCGAGGAGUGCGGCAUGCAGCUAACCGAUGAGCCGGACAAGCGCUGCUAUCCGCUGGAUGGCCGACUGCUCUGCCGCGGCUGUCAUCUGCAGCGACUGGCGUUGCAAUCCUCGCCGCACACGCGCCACCAGGAGCCGGUGUGUGCCUCCUAUCAGUAUAUGGGCUGAGCUGAAGCAAUCCUCCCACAACUCCACACUCCCCCACCCUCCGACUGAUGCAUCAUAAACAAUUUGUUCGCACAAAAUAACACACACAGAGAGACACACACACACACACACACAAUAAAAUAUACACAGAUAUUUUCAAUUUUCCAAAUACCAAUUAUAAUCUUUUUAAUAAAAGAGAACAUUUCAUAAAAACAAA
Drosophila grimshawi is the source of this 2770-nucleotide messenger RNA. RefSeq names its product LIM domain-containing protein jub (gene jub). The record is from RefSeq and is a predicted model, not a curated record. Gene Ontology annotation, molecular function: transcription corepressor activity. NCBI's taxonomy places the organism in Eukaryota, Metazoa, Arthropoda, Insecta, Diptera, Drosophilidae. The transcript has 6 exons. Bases 364 to 2574 code for a protein of 736 amino acids. Gene Ontology annotation, biological process: negative regulation of hippo signaling; positive regulation of miRNA-mediated gene silencing; response to hypoxia. Gene Ontology annotation, cellular component: transcription regulator complex; nucleus; adherens junction.